AUGAGUACUAUUCCAAAGGUCGAAGACCUAAGUGAGACCCUUCGAGGUCUCACUUCAUGUAUUGAACUGGCGAUGAAGAACCUGUAUGAUCUUCAAACUGCAACCAUCAACGCUACUGGCGAGACAAUCUUCGCCAUGCGGAGCGCUACAAGCAAAUUAGAACGGAACUCAAAUCCCAAUGUGCAACUCCUGCGCACAUCCCUGUUGACGGCUACAAAGAGUGACAUUGGGGAUCUUCUCGAGGAAAUGCUGGCCAAAUGCAAGCAGGAUGCCACUAUGGCUGCGCAGUUGACAGCUGGCCACAGUAACGUGCUCGCGGUGUAUCUCCAGUACCGAGACAACUUCCGGUACCAUCUCGACCACCCAAAGUCACAACCUAUGAAGUCAUUAUUGUUCAAGUCCUCUCGACACCAGCCCACUGGACCUACGGGAAGCCCCCAACCAAAGCUCUUGGAACAUGGUUUUUUUGAGGAUAGUAUUGCGAGCCUCCAUCCGGACGGAAACCAGGCCAUGGCGGCGUUUGAAUCAGCCAUGGAGGAAAUACACGCCAAUCUUUCACGAUUGUCCAUUUUCCUUACGGCCCAACACCUCUUCUGCCAGCGCGGCCUGGACUCACUCUACCACCCGUCUCACAGCCUGACACCGAGACAACUUCAGGAAUAUGCCGACAGCUGGGUGACUUAUCAGAGUGCACUAAUGAAAGCAAUCAAAGACAUUACUAGGACAUGCGAUGCAGUGAUGAUCGACGCCGUUGGUGCUCCUCAUCACACUCCUACUUCACCGCCGGAGGAGGCACUUGCACCGUGGAAUGUCGUUCGUAGUGCAAUCCCAUUCCUUGCCCGGGUUGGAAGGCCUGUCGAGGGCCAUCGACAUGACAAUGAGAAUGACGACGUGGAGAUUGAUAUCACCAUUACAGCAAGAGUGGUUCCACACAAUGGGAAUUGA
Serendipita indica DSM 11827 is the source of this 945-nucleotide messenger RNA. The record is from the annotation of a GenBank genome assembly. Lineage: Eukaryota; Fungi; Basidiomycota; Agaricomycetes; Sebacinales; Serendipitaceae.